AUGCAUCCAAUAGUUAUCUACAUAUUUUUAUUUCUCAAUUGUUUUCUAUCAUGCCAAACCAAUAAUAAUAUUGCUUAUAAUAUUCCUGAUCCGGAUUGCACCGGUGCUUUUAGUUUGUGUGUUGAUGCUGAUAAAGAUCGACUUGGUCGUGAAGCAAUCAAAGUUAUACAUGAACAAAUGGAUGAUGAUAAGGAUGGCAUGAUUGAAGCAUCUGAAAGCAGUGAUUUUAUCAAAGAGGAAUUAGAAUCUCAAGCUGACUCUAUUCGACAUCGUCAUUUUCAAAAUGCUACUAUACAAAUAACACUUGACGAUCUAUGGAUGCAAUGGCAAAAGAGUGCUAUUUAUAAUUGGAGUAAUGAUGAUGUUAUAAAUUGGCUUGUUAAAUCUGUUCAUUUGCCAAUGUAUGUGGAAAACUUUCGUCGAAAUCAAAUCGACGGUCGAAUGAUUCCAAGAUUAGCAGCUAAUCAAAGACACUAUCUUUCAGCUAUUAUGCAUAUACGUGAUCCAAGACAUAAACGACGUCUGAUUAUUAAAUCAACAGAUGUUGUUCUAUUUGGUCCGCCACAAAAUACACAUAAUUUGAUAAAAGAUAUUAUUUUAAUAUCAGCAGUACUAAUAUCUUUUGGUGCUUGUUUAUAUGCAUAUAUACGUCAUCGUAAAACUCAAGAAAGUAUGAAAGCUAUGCUAAAAGAACUUGAAACAUUGCAGGCAGCCGAAGGUGACCUGGUGGCUGUUACUGGAAAAAUGAAAGCGAUGGAAAAUGAAUUACAAGAUAAAGUAAAAGUUGAACGUGGCGUAUUAAAUAGUUGGUAUAUGGAAGUGCAACGAACAAAAGACGAAGCUGAUAAAUAUCGAAAACAUCGUGAACGAACUCUUGGUCAUGAGAGUCAACUUCAUUUAGCCAUGAAAGAAAUCGAGCAAUUACGUGUUGCAUUACGUCAGGCUGAAGAACAUGCUCAUUAUCAAUCGUAUGAUGCACCAAAUGAAUUAAUCGACUUACUUAAACGUACUUAUCACGUUGAAGAAUUAGCGUUUGAAGUCAAACGUAGAUCAGCCGAAAGUGCAAUGCUUGCAGCUAAAGAUCAGAUGAAUAAAAUUUCUAAAAUGCAAAGAGGCUUUUUCGGUGCUGUACGUAUAGCACAUACGGGUUGUAUGGAUAAUAUAAGUGAAUUGAUAAGUUCUGCAAAACAACGCCUGGCAAUCGUUCAGGAUGAAUGUGAAGAACGUGAAAAACGUUGGAAUCGUAUUUCUUCCAUACUUGAUCGAGAAGAUCUAAUUAAUUACUCAUCAUCAUUAUCAUCAACAACAAUGCCGAUUAGUGGCAAUCAAUAUUCAAGUGGAAUAUCACAGACAUCAGCGAAUAAUGGCACUAAUAAUAGUUUAUCAUCAGUUUUCUGUUUUCGAGAUACAAGUUCUCGAUCUAAACGAACACCUGUUGAAACAAGUAGUUUACUUAAUGCAAAUAAUGAUUCGCAAGUAAUGCGUCUCACAAAUAGCAAUUUAAAUAUUCGCAGAUCGGCAACAAAUGCAUUACUGUCAAGUUCAACUGCUCAACAAGAUACAAAGAAUGAAAUUGAUAUUUCUCUUGACCAUUCAAACCCUUCAUCAGCGACAUUACGACGGCGUGCAAUUGUAAACAAUGCUUUAUCAAGUGAUCGUUCAUCAACUGACCGUCUUUUAAAUACGGCAACAUUAGUUUAUUCCUAUUCAACAAAUGGUCUUCACAAUUUAGAUACAAAUUCAGUAGGAGGCAAUACACCUGAUUCCGCUGACACAUCAUUAUCAUCAUCAUCAACAGUAGCAACAGCUCAAACAAAAUCAUUCGUUGGUACUAUAGCUGAUUUUCAUCUAGAUAAUUGUGAUUCUAUAUUUGAUGAUAACAUACAAUGUGAUGCAACAUCUCAAAUGUCAGACUUUGUAGGCGAUGAUCAACAAUCUAUAGUGUCGUCAGAAAAAAGUCGAAGAUUGGCACAAAAACUUUUCAGGCCAUUUCAAAAUAUGCGUCUUGGUAAAAAGGCAAAUCUUACAUGA
Messenger RNA from Rotaria socialis, 2031 nucleotides. The record is from the annotation of a GenBank genome assembly. Lineage: Eukaryota; Metazoa; Rotifera; Eurotatoria; Philodinida; Philodinidae.